This is a messenger RNA of Tyto alba (common barn owl), 1824 nucleotides long. RefSeq names its product estradiol 17-beta-dehydrogenase 11-like. The record is from RefSeq and is a predicted model, not a curated record. Gene Ontology annotation, molecular function: oxidoreductase activity, acting on the CH-OH group of donors, NAD or NADP as acceptor. The transcript has 8 exons. NCBI's taxonomy places the organism in Eukaryota, Metazoa, Chordata, Aves, Strigiformes, Tytonidae. Gene Ontology annotation, cellular component: lipid droplet. Bases 355 to 1254 code for a protein of 299 amino acids.
CCCGGGCGGCGUCCUGAUUUCGGUAAUCGUGGUCGCUGCGUUUCACGCAGCACCGGGCGGCGAAAGAAGCCUGGGCCCGUCCGGGGCGGGCCAAGAGGCGCGGGGAGAGUCCGCGGCGGAAGCCGGUGACUGACAGGUCGAGUCGUGCGUGCUGAGGCGGGCGGCAGGCACCCCCUGGCGGCGGAGGAGGAGAGCGCCAGACCGCGGGCAGGGCCAGGCUCUGGGGCCGCGGCGCUAAGCCGCCAAUCAGCGCAUACGGCCCCGCCCACGGCCCCACCCCGGCCCCGCGCGCGGCAGCCCUCAGUCGAAGCGGGCCCCAGCUUGGGCAGGCGGCCGGCGGCGUUCGGAGGAGCGAUGAAUCCGUUCCUGGACCUCCUCCUGUUCCUGGCCACGCUCGUCUACGCCUACUUAGAGGCUUUUGUGAAGCUCUUCGUCCCUGCGAGGAGAAAGUCUGUCAGCGGGGAGCUCGUGCUCAUCACCGGUGCUGGCCACGGUGUGGGGAGAGCGACGGCCUUGGAGUUCGCCAAGCGCCAGAGCAGGCUGGUUCUGUGGGACAUCAACAAGCACGGCGUGGAGGACACGGCAGCAGAAUGUGAAAGGCUGGGAGCCACUGUUCAAGCCUUCGUGGUGGACUGCAGCAAAAGGGAGGAAAUCUACAGUGCUGCGGAGAAGGUGAGAAAGGAAAUUGGGGAUGUCUCCAUCCUGGUGAAUAACGCAGGUGUGAUUACAGCUGCUGACCUGCUCUCAACUCAGGACCACCAGAUUCAAAGAAUGUUUGAAGUCAACAGUCUUGCUCACCUCUGGACUACAAGAGCUUUUCUGCCAGCCAUGAUGAGCAACAACUACGGUCACAUUGUCACGGUGGCUUCAGCAGCAGGUCAUUUUGUGACUUCUUUCAUGGUGGCUUAUUGUUCAAGCAAGUUUGCUGCGGUGGGUUUUCAUAAGGCUCUGACAGAGGAGCUGUCUACCCUGGGAAAGGAUGGAAUAAAAACUACAUGUCUUUGUCCAAUUUUUAUAAACACUGGAUUUGUCAAAAACCCCAGUACAAGGCUAGGAAAGAUUUUGGAGACUGAGGAAGUUGUAGAGGCCCUGAUGGAAGGAAUACUGACCAACAAGAAAAUGGUUUUUGUUCCAUCAAUUCAACGCGUUGCUUUACUUCUUGAAAAGUUGCUUCCAGAACGUGCCUUGACUGUCCUGAAAAAGCUGACUGAUGUCAAGUUUGAUGCAGUCAUUGGGCAGAGAAGCACCCAGUGAAGAGUGAAAAUCAAUCCUCAUUUCCCAGUGGCACCAGUGAAAACAGAACACGUGCUGAAUGUGGUUCAGCUGGUUUGAUCCAGAGCAGGGCUAGGACAGAUGCUUCCAGGACUCCAUUUCCAGCCAGACCUAAGGGUUUCUCCCACACCUGCGUAACACGGAGCGAUAACAAAGCGGAGAUGCAGCUCUGGAAGUCUGAAGGGCAGCUUUGGCUCUGCGUCGCAUCACCUGCACCUCCGAGCGCUGAGGCAGACAGGAAUUGCCGCAGAGCCCGCCUGUGGGACAGCAUGGCUGCCUGCUUGGGUGCCCGGGGAUUGCCUGAGAGUAUGUUCUUCUGGACUCAUCCCUCAGCAAAAGUAUCUUGCAAGAAUCAAUUUCUAGAGGAGGUGAGUGGCCUGGUUCAGCUCAAUUUAUAUUUUUUAAUUUAAAAACCGCUCUAAUGCACACAGAAUUUGAUGUGAUUUUGUAACAGGGACCCGAAAUAAUACAGCCUUAUAUGUAAUUGCAUCAAUUAUGUACUAGCACCAUCAACACUACUUAUUCCAGAUAAAUACAGUUCUUUAACACAAA